Parnassius apollo (apollo) is the source of this 1365-nucleotide messenger RNA. Lineage: Eukaryota; Metazoa; Arthropoda; Insecta; Lepidoptera; Papilionidae. The record is from the annotation of a GenBank genome assembly.
AUGCUGGUAACCUAUUUGGAAGCCAGCCGGGACCUUUGCGAGACGGACUCAAUUCUUUUUGGCGCCACACUGGCAGUAUGCCGUAUUAUUGGCGCCAAACUUCCCAUGGCUGAACGUGCUACUCGACAAAGUAGCGCCAUCCCAGCCUGGAAAAAGAGAAUUGAGGACCGUAUCGCAAAGGCAAGGGCCUUUAUCGGCAGACUGACAAGCUUCCGGUCGGGUAAUAAUAGACCGAGAGUUGUGCGCACCUUUAGAAUGGCGUUUGCUGGGACAAAUAUUAGUUUGUCCCAGCCGGAUAUCACGCAGAAACUAACGGAGCGCAUAGAUGACCUGAAGCAAAAAAUCGCUGCUUGGGGUAAGCGGAUUCGAAGAUUUAGCGCGAGGUCAAGGCGGUUCAACCAGAAUCGUCUCUUCCAGAGUGAUCAGAAGAGGCUCUAUAAAUCAUUGGAGCAACUAGAGUUAUGUGGAGCGGGCCCAGGACCGGAUCAGGCUGACACUGUCGCAUUUUGGCGUGGCCUGUGGUCAGAGCCCAUAAACCACAACGAGGGCCCUUGGAUGGAAGUUGUGGCGAGCCAGAGUGCGAGUGUUACGCCUAUAGACCCCAUCACCAUAACGCCAGAAGACGUGGCUGAGGCGAUUCGUAGGGCCCCGAACUGGAAAAGUCCGGGGCUCGACAGGCUGCAUCAUUACUGGCUGAAGGGGUUCGUAGUGUGUCACGCUGUGCUCGCCCGACAGUUCCAACAGGUUCUCAACCAGAAGUCGCUCCCGAGCCUCUUCACUACUGGGAUCACUCAUUUGGUUCCUAAAGAUCAGGAUACCACAGAUCCGAGCAAAUACCAAUAUUACAAAAGAUUACCAAAAGAUGCGAUUCUCCUACUGAGAUUGUUAACUUUUCUCCUGAUCAUCAAACGGACAUACAAAACUCUUCAAACUUUGAUUCAUCUGCUACAUCAACCAAAAAAAUCUCCAAUGAAAGUCGCAAAAGUAGCUGAGCCUGAUCAUGUUGUGAUCACGGUUACAGCUGAUAUCCAUGAAAACUAUCAAAACAAUCUGGAAUAUUUACCGAUACCUAAGAACUCUGAUGAAAUCGUUAAUUCAAACAAAGAAAAUAUGGAUUUCAACCGGAUACAGAUUGAGGACCAAGAACCCCUUUCCUUAAAUGAUAUUAGCCUGGACUUGGAUAUAAAUUUGAAUAAUGGUGCUGAGGAAAAUGUCAUGGAUGAACCUGUUCCUAAAAAACAAAAAAUUAACAUUUUAGAUAUUAAGAAUAUAUCAACCGAAAAUGUAUUCACCGCGAGCAAAACCGAAAAAUUAUUGCUUCUGGAAUCCACUGUGCGAAUCGGUGAAGAAUUGGCCGAACGUUGA